Aedes albopictus (Asian tiger mosquito) is the source of this 3384-nucleotide messenger RNA. RefSeq names its product importin-9 (gene Ipo9). Lineage: Eukaryota; Metazoa; Arthropoda; Insecta; Diptera; Culicidae. Gene Ontology annotation, molecular function: small GTPase binding. Bases 162 to 3239 code for a protein of 1025 amino acids. The record is from RefSeq and is a predicted model, not a curated record. Gene Ontology annotation, biological process: protein import into nucleus. The transcript has 10 exons. Gene Ontology annotation, cellular component: nuclear envelope; cytosol.
AUGUGCACAUCUGCGAUUGCGGGGCCGAGAUUAACCCGCGAAUUUCGCGUGUCGUGCUUUGCGUAUUUUUGUGCAAAAAUUUUUUGGGCGGAUUUGGGCGAAAAUCGGUCAUAAAUAUCGCAGUUUGUGUCGUUCAGCAUCACUCAUAAACAGCUGCAAAUAUGGCCCAAAACGCGGAUCUUAUCAAGCAGGCAAUGUUCGAGGAACUGCAGAAAAUUCUCAACCCCGAUGGCGAUAUCCGGCGGCAGGCAGAGGAAAGACUGGCCCAGCUGAAGUACACCGAAGGCUAUGGCGUUUAUUUAGCGGAAAUCACCAUCAACCAAAAUCUGGAACUGGCCCUCCGGCAGCUUGCAUCUGUGAUGCUCAAGCAGUAUGUUGAGGACUGUUGGGCGGACGAUGGCGAAGAAGGGCAAUCAUCGAAUGGCGCUCUGCUGGUGAACAACGAAGCAAAGAUUGCCAUCAAAACCAUUCUGCCACAAGGGCUGUAUGACCCGAACAGCAAGAUCCGCAGCGUGGUGGCCUACUCCAUUUCCAACAUCGCCUCGUACGAUUGGCCUAACGAUUGGCAGGAGCUGUUCGACAUCAUCGUCAAAUGUCUCAGCGGGAACGAGAACUCAGUGCACGGUGCCAUGAAGGUAUUGGUCGAGUUCACCCUGGACUUGGACAAACAGAUCGUGGAGGUUGGCCCCAUGAUUCUGUCGGAAGUGUACCGGAUAUUCGAGGCCCAAAACGUGUACAGCGUGUCAACCCGGAGCUAUGCGGUGGAAAUUUUAACCUCGCUGCUGCGAAGCAUCAACACCCACAUCGAGUCGAAGCAGGAACAGAGCACCAUACUGAAUCCAACGCUGCCGACGUUUAUGCAAAAGAUGAUUGAGGGGUUGACUGUGCCCAAUGGGCCGCACAGCAGCUUUCAGCUGAAGACGGCAAUCAUUAAAGUACUAAAAUACAUGGUCUCGGACAUGCCCAAGUUCGCCAACCAGUACCUGGCAACAAUUCUUCCUCCAAUCUGGCAGCUGUUAACCCAGAUGGCCGAUGUCUACAUCAAGGUCGUUGUCAACGAAACCGAGGAGAAUCCAUUCGUCAGCAAUACUGAAGACCGCAUAAUUCCAGACGACGACGAAAGCGAAGACUUCACUACGAUGAUCCUGCAGACGUUCGAAUUUCUGCACACCAUCAUUGAAGUGAAGAAAUACAAAGGAGCCGUUACGAACGUCCUUACCGACCUUAUCUACAUUGUGAUUCUGUACAUGCAAAUGACCGAGGAGCAAGUACAAAGCUGGCAUGAUGAUCCGGAAAAGUUCGUCGAGGACGAAGACGAGCAAGGGAUCGAUUUCACCAUUCGGUCCACCGUCACCGAUGUGCUGCUCAUCAUCGGUCAGGAGUACGAACAGAAGCUGUUACCCUGCAUGUCGGAGGCCCUGACCAAGCACAUUGCCGUGGCGGAUGCCGAUCGCAAUGCCGGAAAUCCUCACUGGUGGAAGGUGUACGAGGCGUCGAUGCUGGCGGUGGGAUCCUUCAAAGAUCUGAUCGUCGAAAACGAGGGCAACUUCGACAUGGCUCAGUACAUGAAUCUUGUAAAGAACACCAUGGAGUAUCAGCUUGCGAAAGAAACAAAAGUUUCACCGUAUCUUCUUGGACGAUGUUUGUGGAUAUUCAGCCGAUACUGCGACUGCAACAUCUAUGAUCAGGCAACUCUUCAGCAGGUUAUUGACAUUACCAUCAAUAGCAUGUCGCCAGAAAAGCCCAUUGUGCUGAAGAUUGCAGCUGCUAGAGCAAUCUAUGGUUUCUGCACGAAUCUACGCGAAUGUAACGACGAGCGCAAAACUUUCCUUGUUCCCAAAUUGGAGCAGUUCUUCGAAUGUAUUAUGCCCCUAUUCAGUCAAUCGCAGAACACCGUCCAAGGGUUACUACUGGAAACUUUGACGGCCAUAAUCUCGUACGACGCCAACGUUACGGCUGCCAUUUCGAGCAAGGUGGUAUCCCUCACUAUCGCCAUGUUCCUCAAAUAUCACGAUGAUCGCUUCAUCCUGGAAAUGGUACAGGACAUUUUGAAAAUCCUCUCGCAAAACCCCUUGUGCCUGGUGCCACUUCAGGAGAAAAUAAUCCCAACCCUCAUAAGCAUCCUCAAUUCCGAAGGGGCACAAACGUCCGCCAUGCAGGACAUUGCGCUGGACAUUCUGUGCACGGUGGUCAAAUACUCUCGAGGUCCACUUUCGGGCAUCAUGGUCGAGAGUGCCUUCCCAGCGGCCGUGCAUUGCAUCCUGCGAACGGAGGAUCACUCGGUCAUGCAAUCCGGAGGGGAAUGCCUGAGGGCGUUCCUAACAGUCGAUCCGGAACAGAUCUGCGGCUACAAAAACGGCGAAGGUUUGAACUACAUCAUGCAAGUGACGACUAUGCUGCUAAAUCCCAUGAACACCGAAUCUACGGCAGCCUUCAUUGGCCGGCUGGUGAUCACGAUCAUCACUAAGGUUGGCAAUCUGCUGGGCGACAAUGUCGAUCUGCUGUUGAAAGCUGUGAUCAGCAAAAUGCAGCUGGUUGAAUCGUUGAACGUAAUCAUGAGCCUGGUCAUGAUCUUCGCACACCUUAUUCUAGUCCAAAUGGAUGCGGUGCUCAACUUCCUGAGCACCGUUCCUGGUCCUACAGGUGAACCGGCUAUGACCUUCGUAUUUGCCAACUGGCUGAGCCGGCAGCAUAUGUUCUACGGAUCAUACGAGCGGAGAGUAAGCACGAUGGCUCUUUGCAAGUUGUUCGAAUACGGUGUCACGACCAAGGAUGAACGGCUUAACUCGGUCAUGAUCAAGGAACCGGUCAUCAAUCCUCAGCAGGGUCGAAGAACUCGUUCAGCAGCCGCCAAGGCACAACAGGAGUGGGUCGAUGUCCCCAUCCUGCUCAAAAUUUUCAAGCUACUGGUAAACGAACUCUCCAACCUUAAAGAGGCCAAAGAAGCACUCGAACAGCAAAGCGAUAACGACGAUUCAGAGGAGUCGGACACCGAAGGAGAUGUUAGAAAACCACUCCACUUGGCGGCAUUGCUCAUGGCUGAAGAUGAGGACGAACAAGACGAUCAGCAGAUGAUGCAGGAACUACUUCAGAAUCCAAUGUUCCAGUGCGACAUGCAAGAAUAUCUGGUCAAAUUCGUACAAAGUUUCAGCCGAGACGAGCAUUUCCGUGUGUUUCUGGAAAAGUUGGAAGACGCGGAGAAGCUUAUCCUGACCGACUUCGAAAUCAACGUCUCGUGAAGUUUGGUUGGCAUUUAAGCGGUAUGUAUGUACUAUUUGUCGAAAGUUAUAUUGAUGUAGGUAGACGCUUUGCACGAAGUGUGGGUUUACUGCAUCCCAGUGGUAUGUUAAGUUUAAUACAAAUAUAUAAAUGUCAGAUAAAUAA